Hyphopichia burtonii NRRL Y-1933 is the source of this 1068-nucleotide messenger RNA. RefSeq lists its product as uncharacterized. Gene Ontology annotation, biological process: sulfur compound catabolic process. The record is from RefSeq and is a predicted model, not a curated record. Gene Ontology annotation, cellular component: cytoplasm. The transcript is spliced from 2 exons. NCBI's taxonomy places the organism in Eukaryota, Fungi, Ascomycota, Pichiomycetes, Serinales, Debaryomycetaceae. Gene Ontology annotation, molecular function: sulfonate dioxygenase activity. Bases 1 to 1068 code for a protein of 355 amino acids.
AUGGCCACCACACUUUAUUCUCGUAAAGAACACGAAAGCCCAAAUGCUAAGUAUCCAGAAUAUUUACCAACAUGGGAUACUAAAGAGUGGUAUGAGCCAUUAGAGUUCUAUGAACAUCAAGAUCCUGGGAAAAGGGCCGAUCCAAAUUACCCUAAUUUAUUCCCAGAAGGUGCUAAAUUCACCAGGAAAAAUAUUACUCCUAAUUUAGGGGUUGAAAUUGAUGGAGUUCAGCUUUCCCAGUUAAGUGAUGCUGGGAAAGAUGAAUUAUCAUUAUUAGUUGCUAAACAGGGGUUAGCUGUAUUUAGAAAUCAAGAUUGGGCUGUCCAUGGUCCAAAAUAUAUAACUGAAUACGGAAGAUACUUCGGACCUUUACAUAUUCAUCCUGUAAGUGGAUCACCUAAAGGAGUACCUGAAAUUCAUGUUGUGUAUCGUCGAAGUUCUAGUAAUUCUCCUGUUUUCAAUAAUCGUAACUCGUAUAUAUCUUUCCACCUGGAUGUGAGUUAUGAACUUCAACCUCCUGGUACUACUUUUUUCGCCAUGUUGGAAGGUCCAGAAAGCGGUAACGAUACUCUUUUUGCUGAUAUGGUGGAAGCUUAUAAUAGGUUAUCUCCAGCUUUUAAAGAAAGAUUAGAAGGUUUGAAGGUUCUUCAUACUUCAAGAGAUCAAGCAAUUUCUGCUAAAAAUAGAGGGGGUAUUCAAAAACGUGAUCCAGUUAGUAAUAUCCAUCCACUAGUCAGAGUUAUCCCAUCUACUGGGGAAAAAGCUCUUUAUGUUAAUCCUCAAUUUAGUGAACGAAUCAUCGGGUUGAAAGAAGAAGAAUCUAAUUAUUUACUCGAAUUUUUAUUUCAACAUUUUGCUAGUGCUCAUGAUUUACAAGCAAGAGCUUCUUAUGAACCUGGGACUGUUGUAGUUUGGGAUAACAGACGAGUUACGCACUCUGCUAUUAUUGAUACUUCUGAAUUUCGUCACUGUGUGAGAGUAACUCCUACAUUCGAGCGGGUUAUCGAUGAUUUGAAAGAUUUGAAUAAACCGGAUGUAAAUGGGUUCUUUCCCAAGGAACAACUUUAA